Molecule: messenger RNA, 1121 nt
Organism: Nematocida parisii ERTm1
Lineage: Eukaryota; Fungi; Microsporidia
Exons: 1
Coding region: 1-1104 (367 amino acids)
Source: RefSeq, a predicted model, not a curated record
AUGGGCAUACUCCUAUUUAUAAGUAGUAUUAUAACAACAAACAGUACUAAAACUGAUGAAGACGUGUUUGAUGAAGCGAUGAAGAAAAUAGAAGAGCGUAUAAAAACCAUGAAGCAGAAUAGAAGUAUGAUAAAACAAUUAGAAGAGGAUAUAAAAACCAUGAGACAGAAUGGAAGUAUGUUAAAGCCACCACUGUCACCCAAAAAUCCAUUAAGUAAAUUACCAAAUAUACAACAGAGGAUGAGAACAGACAUAUUAGAUAAGCAUAUUAUACUAGACAUGCCAGAUAUGUCAGAUAUGCCACGUACACCAGAUAUGCCAGACAUGCCACGUAUGCCAGAUGAUAUGCUUAUUAUACCUAAUAGUACAAGCAGUACACCAGAUAUAUCUAGUACAAGCAGUGAGUCUAGUACGUCUAGUACACCAGAUAUAUCUAGUACAAGCAGUGAGUCUAGUAUACCCAGUCAGUCUAGUACAUCUGUUACGCCUGGUGCACUUAAUACGCCUGAUACAUCCAGCAUACCCAGUCAGUCUAGUAUACCCAGUACAUCCAGCAUACAGAACCAGUCUAGUACACCUGGUACACCCAGUCAGUCUAAUGCACUUAAUACGCCUAGUAUAUCCAGUCAAUCUGGUACAUCCAGCAUACCCAGUCAGUGUACGCCUGAUAUAUCCAGCAUACAGAACCAGUCUAGUACACCUAGUACACCAGAUAUAUCUAGUACAUCUGGUACACUUAAUAUGCCUAGUAUACCCAAUACGCCUAGUACGCAUAUUACACCCAGUCAGUCUAGUACACAUACGCCUAGUACAUCUGGUAUACCCAGUGUAUCUGGUGUGUCUGAUGGGGUGAGUAAUCCUAAGAUACCUUCUGUGCCUGCACCUGGGCAUAGUAUAAAUAAGCGUGUAAAUCCAUUACUUGACCCUGUGCCAUGCGCUCAGAAUGCGUCAUCAACAAAGAAUAUCGAAUAUUUAUUGGUGGAUACGUGCUUUGAAUAUAUAAAUGUACUGGAGCUAUAUUUACUAUACUUAAACAUACAAGUGAAGGACUUGCCCAGUAUAAGAAAGGAAUUAUUAAGAAUUAUUGAACCACCCGGGGAAUAAUCUGUAUUAUAAUAAAG